AAUGCAACGCAAGCACCUCGAUUGAGCAUGAAUGGGAAGCACAGCUUGUUUAUUUAGCUUGUUCCAGCUACCAUGCUUAUCAUCUGACAGACGCUAUGUUUGCUAUACUGAUACGAAUUAAGACGUAAGGCUUGGUGACUAAAAAUAAAUAUAUAUAAAUGUUCCGGCGACCGUAUUUUUCAACGAUAUUCCCAAAUGAGCUAAAUUAGCGGCUAAUGGGCCUUGAAUCCGCGGUGUUUGGGUGAGCCACAACCCGGGGAUUAAGGUGAUACCACCGUGCACACGUCUUGGAUCAUUGUAGAGUUUUUUUUGGCGCAUUUACUGUAAUACGUACGACUGGGAGCUAACCAUGUCACACACGGGACCACCUCCCCGUUGGCGGAAUUGCCCCAGAAGAGGACAACCAGUGGCUGGGAAAUUCCUGCCUAUGAAAACCAUGCUGGGUCCCAGAUAUGAUGACCAAGUUGCAGAGGAGAACCGGUUUUAUCCAAACAUGCUAUCCAACUACUUGAAGAGUUUAAAUGUAAAAAUGGGUUUGCUCGUGGAUUUGACGAACACGACUCGCUUCUACGACCGCAACGACAUUGAAAAGGAAGGAAUCAAAUAUGUUAAGCUACAGUGUAAAGGCCAUGGAGAAUGUCCUUCCAAAGAGACAACUGCUAUGUUCAUCCGACUUUGUGAACACUUCAUGGAGAAGAAUUCUUCAGAGCUAAUAGGGAUCCACUGUACGCAUGGGUUCAAUCGAACGGGCUUUUUGAUAUGUGCUUACCUGGUGGAGAAGAUGGACUGGAGCAUUGAAGCAGCAGUUGCAGCUUUUGCCCAAGCCCGGGCCCCUGGGAUCUACAAGGGUGACUACCUCAAAGAGCUUUUCCGUCGCUAUGGGGACGAGGAGGACGCCCCCGCGCCCCCCACGCUGCCAGAGUGGUGCUUUGAUGACGAUGAUGGGGAAGUUGAUGACGACGGAAAUGCAGUUGGUCAGGAAUCCGGGCCCAGCUCAUCCGGGUCAGCGCCUGGCAAACGAAAGAAGGAGAAGUUCAAACUGGGGGCUGUAUUCCUCGAAGGUGUCACGGUUAAAGGCGUCACACAGGUCACCACACAGCCAAAACUAGGGGAGAUUCAAAGAAUGUGUCAAGAGAUGGCCGAGUGGAACAAAUCUGGUUUUCCUGGUGCUCAGCCUGUAUCAAUGGAUCGACAAAACCUUCGUUUCCUGGAGGACCAUAGCUACAAAGUCAGUUGGAAAGCUGAUGGAACACGGUACAUGAUGGUGAUCAAUGGAAAAAAUGAAGUAUUUAUGAUUGACAGAGACAAUACAAUCUUCCAUGUAGCCAAUUUAGAGUUUCCUUUCCGGAAGGAUCCACGCAUCCAUCUAUCAAAUACUCUUUUGGAUGGGGAGAUGAUCAUUGACAAGGUUAAUGGUCAGCCUGUCCCCCGCUACCUGAUAUACGACAUCAUCAAAUUCAAUGGACAAGCUGUGGGACAAUGUGAUUUCAAUAUCCGGUUGCUAUGCAUAGAAAAAGAGAUCAUUUCUCCACGAAUUGAAAAGAUGAAGACUGGACAAAUCGACAAAACGAAGGAGCCCUUCAGUGUCCGAAAUAAGCCGUUCUUCGACAUUACGGCAUCACGCAAGCUACUGGAAGGCAGUUUUACAUCCCAAGUCAGCCAUGAAGUUGAUGGCCUCAUCUUCCAGCCAUGUGAGCAGAGAUACAAACCCGGGAGGUGUGAUGACAUCCUGAAAUGGAAGCCCCCCAAUCUCAAUUCAGUGGACUUUCGCCUCAAGAUCACAAAAGUUGGAGGAGAAGGGCUGCUUCCGCAGACUGUUGGCUUUCUAUAUGUUGGUAACUGUGACAGGCCUUUUGCACAGAUGAAGGCCACAAAAGAGCUCAAAUUGUACGACAACAAGAUCAUCGAGUGCACCUUCGCCAACAACACCUGGGUGUUCAUGAGGCAGAGGAUAGACAAGAGCUUCCCAAACUCCUACGACACUGCUAUGGCGGUGUGUAAAAGCAUCCAGGAACCAGUCACCAAGGAAAUCUUGUUGCAGUACGUGGACCGGUGCCCACAAGCAGUUCAAGCCCGCAAACAUCAGACAGACCCGGACUCUGAGCUAAUGCCCCCUCCCCCUCCAAAGAGACCUAACCGGUCGAUCCAAUAAACUCGAGUGAACUGGACUGGACCAUUUUGGACUUUUCUACAAACGUUCACAUUUGAAGGAAUUCAUAUCCACUUACCCACCUGUCCACAUCAUUACGUUUGAUUUUCUUUGUUAUGUUCUUUGUUGCUUUAAUUGCUGGUGUUCUUAUUAAAAUAAACAAACAAAAAACAUCAUCCUGAUUUUGAUUCUGAGCUAUUAGAGUCGGUCGGUUGGCUUUUUGUAAUGGACUGGAGUAAACAUCACCAUUUUCAGCGAAGCUUCAUACUCCGGUUAAUUGCUUUUAAAUUUACCCGCAUUAGAAAAAAAACAGUUUCUUGAUGUCACUUUGCUUUUGCAACUUGCGGGGUUUUGAUUUUUAGGAUGAAAAGGAGAGAACAUAAAACAGAUCUGGCUUGGAUGUGAACACUCCAAGUUGUCCAAAUGAAGCCCAUCUGUAGCUUUAAAGGCUGCACAGAUGGGCGGGGAUGUAACACAGUGAUGACACACGCUCCACAAACAGACAGGACAAGUAGAAAAUCAAGCUGCUGUAAAAUCCUACUGUGAUACAUUUGGCCACUGGUGACUUCUGUAUUACACAUACUACCUUUUUUUUUUUCCUUAAAAAUUUUGUCCGUGCAAGGCAUCGUCAAUUGAACUAGUCUAAUUAAAUUUUAUUUUUAUUACUUGAAUAUUUUUUGGUCUCAUUUUGUUUUUUUCUGGCUUGUACCUUUUUUUAAGCUUUAUUUUAGAGGUGAUACAUAGCACAAGACAAUGGAAUGUUGUAUAUAUCUUGUGUGUGUGUGUGGUUAGUCAUAACGGAUUUGAAUGAAAAUACUUGAAAGUGCAUACAAGUCAACUUGCUCAAACUUUGGAAAUUGUUUUUCUUUUCUUUGACUUGGAUGAAGGAAAGUUUUGUAAGACAUUUUCCAUGAUGCUUUGUGAGCAGAGAGUAAAUCGCUGCUUAUGCACCGCAAACGUCUUUUUUGUUUGUUUUUAACUAGGCAUGUGCCGGUAUGAUAUUCUGACGGUAUGAUAACCUUAAGCCAAAAAUAUAACGAUUUCAUGGUGUCACGGUAUUUCAAUUGCAGCUCUAAAAUGUGUUACUUUGAAAUAUCUGUUUUUUUUUUUUUUAUUUGUUUUUUUCAAUUGAACAGGAUUUUCAUUUUUCAAAACAUAUCAGCAAAUUGGAACAUAAGUAUAAUGUUAAGUUAAAAAUAAAUAAAAUUAAAAUGAAUGCAGUCCUUUAGGUGAGCCUAAACCAGUAGUUCUCAAAUAGUGGGGCGGGCCCCCCCUGGGGGGGCGCAGAGCGAUGCUGGGGUGGCGCAUGUGACCUUGGGGAACAUACUUUUUUUGCCUUACAAGAAUAAAGUGAAUUGCACAUCCACUGAGUGGGUGGCAGUGGCGCUCUCAUUUUUAGCAUGUGCGCAGUAUUUUUGAACCAAACAAGAGCACACAGCAAAGAGCACUGGAGAUAUGAAAAGCUAAGACGAAGAAAUACGACAAAGUGUAUGUAGCAUUUGGCUUUGACUUUUAGUACAGUGGGAGACGAGGAAAGACCAGUCUGUUUACUUUGUCUAAAAAUGUUCGCAGCGGACAGCAGGAAUUCUUUUUUUUUUUCAGCGAAAAGGUGCCGAAUACUGCCAACAAUCGUCCCGCUUUGUCAGUGUUACAUCAGUAAACCAGCGAGGACUGUCAGCAUCACAUUAGGUAGCAUACCAAAUUACUCAAUGCAAAAUCACCCAACACCACAGCAAAGGAGCUGAUACUGCCUGCAGCAA
Corythoichthys intestinalis (scribbled pipefish) is the source of this 3909-nucleotide messenger RNA. RefSeq names its product RNA guanylyltransferase and 5'-phosphatase (gene rngtt). The record is from RefSeq and is a predicted model, not a curated record. Lineage: Eukaryota; Metazoa; Chordata; Actinopteri; Syngnathiformes; Syngnathidae. The transcript is spliced from 16 exons. The coding region runs from base 350 to 2152 and encodes 600 amino acids. Gene Ontology annotation, molecular function: mRNA guanylyltransferase activity; ATP binding; protein tyrosine/serine/threonine phosphatase activity. Gene Ontology annotation, biological process: protein dephosphorylation; 7-methylguanosine mRNA capping.